AUGGCGGCAAGAAAAAGGCGAGAGCUUUUUACUAUUUUAGAAACAAGCGCUGACACAGAAAGGGACUCGGUUUCCGAUAGUAAGGAAUCUCCACUUAAUCUUUGUACGGACGUGAAGUGGUUUGAGAUUCCUUUCAGAAAGCCCGACUCGGACGAUGAGGAAGAACUAUUAGAGGAUGAUGAAGAGGAUGAAUUCAAAAGCACAGCGGCAGCAGAAACUGCGGACACGGCCAGCUACAUCACGGGAGGCAGCUGCAAUAUUAUUUUAGUCACGGACAAUGGAAUAAAACACGAGGAGGACGCGGAGGACUCUUAUUAUGCUACCACUAACAGCUUUUCUGAAUCCAUGUCAAACGACUCAGACAUUGAUUUCUCUGACUUGGAAGAGGAGGAGCAGAGCUAUUUUAACAGUCCUUUUGAUGAACUGGACGAGGACUGCACCUCUCCUGACUUCUGGGGCGAACCUGAUCAGGUAAUUUCAAUCGAGCCGUUUACCGCUAUCACUGGCCCCCAGCACACAUUGGGGGAUGAAGCUGACACCCGUGACUAUUUCCGGUUGCUCUUCCCUGACUCGCUUUUUGAAUACAUGGUAGAACAAACAAACAACUACGCCCUCUAUAGGCAAAGGAGAAGCGGGAAACUCGAUUCCCACUGGCAUCCUACUAACCUGAGGGAGAUGCAAGCUUAUAUCGGACUGAAUAUUCUCAUGGGCAUUAACCAGCUUCCGGAUUAUGGAAUGUAUUGGGCUACUGAUAUUUUCAUAGGAAAUGCUGGCUUCAAAAAGACAAUGACUGCCAGGCGGUUUGAAAAGCUGAACCAAAACAUCCACUUGUGUGACCGCGAACUGGAGCCAGUCCGGGGUCAGCCCGAUUAUGAUGGGUUGUACAAGAUCAGGCCUCUGUUGAACGUGGUGCAAAAUACUAUGUGGGAAGCAUAUGCUCCAAAUAGGUGCUUGACGGUGGACGAGGGGGCAGUCGCGGUGAAGGGCCGUUUCUCCACCACACAGUACAUGCCUUCCAAACCUAUAAAAAAGGGGCUGAAGGUGUGGAUGUUGUGUGACUCCAAGUCUGGAUACUGCCACCGUGCCAACAUCUAUGUGGGUAAACCAGGAGAGGACACAGGAACAGUGGGUUACAGGGUGGUCACCUCACUGGUGCAGGGGCUCGAGGGGAAGUAUCACCACAUUUUCAUGGACAGCUUCUUCACCUCAGUGCCCCUGAUGCAGAGGCUGUUGCAGGACGGGCUGUACGCUUGUGGGACCACGCAACAGAACCGUUGCGGGUUCCCCGACAUGCUCAAGCUGCGGAACGUGGGCAAGCUGGCGCAGGGCCAGUUCUACCAAUGCCAGCAUGGCAACAUCGUGGCCACCGUCAUGCGCGACACCAAGGUCAUCAGCUGCCUGUCAUCCAACUCGGCGCCGGGCAUCGUUGGUAUCUGCCAGAGCAAGCAGUGUGACGGCACUGUGUUCGGCAUACCACGGCCGCUCCCGCUGCUCCUGUACCAGGAGAACAUGCGGGGUGUGGACCUCUGUGACCAGCUUCGUGAGUGCUACCAAGUAGGACGCCCCUGCAAAAAGUGGUGGCGCUACUUCCUGUGGUUCUACAUCAACCUGUGCAUCGUCAAUGCCUACAUUAUCAUGCGGGAGAGCAGGGGCGGCAUCCCACCCGCUGGCUUCAGUGGGAAGCAGUUCACACAGCGUCACUUCCGCAUCCGCCUGGCCCAGCAGCUGAUCGGGGACUACCAAGGGGCACGGGGCAUGGAGCGGGCCGCCCGCAAACGCCACUCGGAUUCGCCCAUAGAGUAUGGCCAUCGGCUCGAGCGCAUGUCUGAGCGCUCUCGCAGGUGCCGGAACUGCACCAAUAAGGGACUGCGACAUGAGAGCGUCUUCGGUUGCAAGAUCUGCAAUGUGCACCUGUGCAGGGGAGGAUGCUUCUCUGAAUUCCAUAAAUAA
This is a messenger RNA of Paramormyrops kingsleyae, 1950 nucleotides long. NCBI's taxonomy places the organism in Eukaryota, Metazoa, Chordata, Actinopteri, Osteoglossiformes, Mormyridae. The record is from RefSeq and is a predicted model, not a curated record.